AUGUCUUCAAGUUGGUUCGAACUUAAAUUUGAUUUUGAAGGACAAAAAUUGGCCGAAUUUGUUUCUCAAGCAGGAAUCAUAUUAUUUGCGGUUAUUGGAUUUGUUGUAGGAUUUUUGCUUCAAGACAUUCUCUUGACUUUUCAAAUCUUUGCUGGUGGAAUUAUUGUAACUUCUAUACUUGUACUUCCAUCUUGGUCAUUGUAUAAUAAACAUCCUGUUCAAUGGCUUCCUCCAAUUCAAAAUGAGAAUAAUCAAAAAACACUUGAACAAAAAGAAUCUAAUUCUAAACCAAUUGAAGAAAAAUGA
Messenger RNA from Funneliformis geosporum, 306 nucleotides. NCBI's taxonomy places the organism in Eukaryota, Fungi, Glomeromycota, Glomeromycetes, Glomerales, Glomeraceae. The record is from the annotation of a GenBank genome assembly.